Truncatella angustata is the source of this 2832-nucleotide messenger RNA. Its product is annotated as minichromosome loss protein. The transcript has 2 exons. The coding region runs from base 127 to 2667 and encodes 846 amino acids. Gene Ontology annotation, cellular component: nuclear replication fork. Gene Ontology annotation, biological process: mitotic cell cycle; DNA-templated DNA replication; DNA repair. The record is from RefSeq and is a predicted model, not a curated record. Lineage: Eukaryota; Fungi; Ascomycota; Sordariomycetes; Amphisphaeriales; Sporocadaceae. Gene Ontology annotation, molecular function: chromatin binding; protein binding.
GACCAAGCGCAUCGUUUCGCUUCAACUACUGGCCCGGCGGCAUGCUCCAUUGACAGAUCGGUUGAAUUCGCUGUCAAGCAACGUAGACGACAGGCUGCAACUCAAGUCGGCCUUGUACAAUUCGGAAUGGCCUCCACGGCACCACCUCGUCCUCGGGCGAGACCUGCGCACACUCAGGGCUCGACCCGUUGCGCCUAUACCCCCGACGGAACACAACUCGUCACGGUGGGAUCCAACAACACCAUCCGCCUGUACAAGACAGGUUUCGACGGCGAACCUCGGAACAUCGACGACUGCCCCGAACAGCACACCGCCGUCGCCGCCUCGGACCAUUUCUUCGUUGCCGGCUCGGAGGACGGCACCGUCAGCUACUAUUCCAUUCCCAAUGCCGAAUUCGACAAGUUCCUUUUGCGUUCCUCCCUCCCCAUUCGCGACCUUGCGCUUUCCCCGGAUGGCAAGUGGUGCGCCGUUGCUAGCGAUGAGCUUACUGUCAGGCUGGUCAACACCGGCGACAGUAGCCAAAUUCGACACCUCAGAGAGCAUGCCAAGCCGACCAAGCAUAUCGCCUUCGAUACCAAGGGCACUACCGUCGCCUUGUCCUGCACCGACGGUGUGGUAUACAUAUAUUCCUUGACGGCCGACCAACCCGAGCUCAUGCGCAAGGUCGACGGUAUCAUCGGCGCACUGGACGCGGAGUCUGAAGUCAGCUCCAUGGUGGCGUGGCACCCAGAUGGCAGAGCUUUCGCCUUGCCAACGCCGACAAGGGACAUACAGGUCAUCUCCCACAACGACUGGGAGAAACAGCGCGUCUUCACCAAGGGCCACAAUGGCGAUAUCACUGCCUUGGCAUGGUCGCCCAACGGGGCCAUUCUUGCUUCGGCCGGCAGGGACAAGAAGAUCUUGCUGUGGGAGACCAUGACCCAGUCCGUCAUAGCUAGAUUGGACUACACAAAUGUCAUGAACAUCUCAUGGCAUCCUAAAGACAACUUGGCGUCUUUUACAAACUCAGACGGAGAGGUCUACAUUCAUCCCGACUUUGUGCCAGAACAAUUCGCCCAGCUACUGAAGCUACCAAAACAACCUGCCCCUUUCAUUCACGACCCCCUCUCAGAAAUUUCAGCCAACCUCAGGAGGCCGGAUGCCAACGGUGGUAAACCUCUGGCAGCUCGACCGCGUCGCGACUCUCUGGACAGCUAUGACUCCCUCAUGGAUGGGCCUCAUCAGGGUGAUGAGGAUUUUGUCGUUGACGACGACGGUGCCGGCUAUGUUGUCAAUGGAAAUGGUAAGAGGGCCCAUGAUGGAGAUGACCUCCUCGGCGACCGCGCAAACAAGCGGCAACACCUGCAGGCCCAAUAUCACGAAGCAUUUCAGCCCGGCUCAACCCCUUGGCGUGGUAACAGGAAAUAUCUCUGUCUGAACCUCAUUGGAUUCGUCUGGACCAUAGACCAAGACGGACAUCACACGGUCACUGUCGAGUUCUAUGACCAUGACUUCCACAGAGACUUCCACUUUACAGAUACGUUCCUGUAUGACAAGGCCUGCUUGACUGAAACUGGCACGCUUUUCUCGAGUCCGCCCAAGGAUGACACGCCGGCGACCAUAUUUUACAGACCGCAUGAAACAUGGACGAAUCGCAACGACUCCCGUAUUCAAUUGCCUAAAGGGGAAGCCGUGCUUGCCAUGUCCUUGAGCGAUUCUUUCAUAACAGUGACCACGACAGCCAAUUACGUCCGGGUCUACACCUUGUUUGGUAUCCCGUACAAAGUAUACCGACCGAAAAGCACGCCUAUGGUUACCUGCGCAAGCUGGAGAGAUUACGUGUUGACAAUGGGCAACGGCCCAAUUGGUCCCGACGGCAAUGCUAGACUUCUUUACACCAUUGAAAACGUCAAGAGAGACGAAAUUUGCCAGAAUGAAGAUACCGUUGCUCUUCCUGAAGGCGCCACAGUCAAGAGCGCCUUCUUCUCGGACAAUGGCGAUCCCUGUAUCUACGACUCCACAGGCACGCUCCUCACCCUGCUGCACUGGCGCCAGCCGUCCAAAGCCUCCUGGAUCCCAGUGCUAGACACUAAGCUCCUUCCACGUCUUGCCUCUGGUCGUAAGACCGAGUCUUACUAUCCUAUAGCCGUAGCGGACAACAAAUUCCACUGCAUCAUUCUCAAGGGCGGAGACCAGUACCCUUACUUCCCUCGGCCACUGCUUUCCGAAUUCGACUUCUCCAUCCCCCUGUCUUCGGAACCGCCAAAGCUGAAACCGAACAACCCCGAAGAUCCGGACGGUACGCCCGAGCCUGAGGAUGACGAGUCUGAGGCUCGCAAGCUCGAGCAAGCAUACCUCCUCAAAGGAAUCUUCGCUGCGCAGCUACAAGACUGCAUGGACGCGACGCAGGGUUCAGGCUCUCAUACGCAGCGGUCUACGUUGGCCAGGCUGGAGCUCGAUAUCGACAAGACGCUGUUGCAGUAUCUUGCGAUUGAGUGUCGUGAGGGUGAGGAUCGCGGCAUGCGGGCCCUAGAGGUCGUGCAGUUGAUGCGGGAUCGCACAGGUCGCAUGAUCGAGGCUGCAGGUAAGGUUGCGGAGAGGUAUGGGAGGAGUAUCCUGGGAGAGAAGAUCAGGGAAGUAGGCGAACAGAGAGUGGGAGGCGAUGACAUGGAUGAAGAUUUUCCUUGAUGCAAGGUUCUAGCAACAUGACAAAAUUUACUUCCAGCAGGCAUGGGUUGCGGCUGCCUUUGCGAAGUUUGGCAAGCUAGUAUAAAUGCUUUACCUUUUAUUUAUUUUUUACUUAAUUUUAAAUUGGAGAACGCAUCAUACAUGCCGACAUGAGGGAUUCGGUGU